AUGCCGCUCGGCAUGGUUGAGACGCACGGCUUCAACUCGUUCAAGCAGUCAGUGCCAUGCGUCGGCCAGGCUUCCAACUUCCCGAUCACGGCUAGACUCAGCUCACGCCUCUACCCGCCCGGGUACUCUGACGAGUGCCGCUUCUUUGACCGGCGAAAUUGGAUCUCACGCGCGCCGUCGAUGAUUGCGAGGUACCCGCACGAGUACUUUGUCAACGCGCAAGACAAGCUGCCGCACGCCUUUGCGCGGCCCGCCGAGGACGUGCGCUCGCUCGAGAAAGACCCGUGUGUGGUCUUCACCAGCCGCCCGCGAGCAGAGCUGCGGUUCGGCUCGCAGAUCGAGGAGUUCGAGCGCGGAGCGCAGGGUGACAUGACGAAGCAGGUGCGGUUUUGGGACCUCCUGGAGUUGUGUUGUGCAGCCAACGGCGUGCCGGCCAACCAGCUGCCUACCCCAGACCCGGCUGCCCUUGCAGAGCGCAAGAGGUUUCGCGACGCGUUCAAACAGGCGCAGAAUGACGCGAGGCGUGCGGCCGCUGACGCGGCUGGAGGUCCUGCUCCGCCUGCUCGCUCCGCGCGUCGCGCACGCAGGCAGGACAGCUCGUCAGAGGGCUCGGGGCUCAGCUCGGACGACACGGUCACGGACGAGUCAGAGGAGGAGUCAGAGGAGGAGUCCGAGGAGGAGGAUGCGGCGGGCGCGGCGGGCGAUCCGUACGCAGAGGAGGACGUGAACGAGGCCGACAAGAUUGUUCGUAUUCGGCGGGGAAGCAAUGGGGCGAGCGAGUACCUGGUGCGGUGGAAGGGAUACGGUGCGGCAAGCGACACGUGGGAGGUUGAGGAGCACAUCCUGGACAAAGGACUCAUCGACAAGUAUCGGAUUGCUCAGGGAUGGAUGCUCGUCAGCGACCUGCUCGUGCUGCCGCCAGUCGAGCUAUGCAAUCGGCAAGCUUCCGCUCAGCAGAUGUAG
This is a messenger RNA of Emiliania huxleyi CCMP1516, 963 nucleotides long. RefSeq lists its product as hypothetical. The record is from RefSeq and is a predicted model, not a curated record. The transcript has 2 exons. Lineage: Eukaryota; Haptophyta; Isochrysidales; Noelaerhabdaceae. Bases 1 to 963 code for a protein of 320 amino acids.